AUGUAAAAUUUUGAGACUGUAGAGAUUGUAAAUCCAACUGUUGAUUAUUUAAUAAUAAAAUGCGGAUAAAAUCUUUAUGAGCAUUACUUAUGUGAGAAAGAACCUGGAUAUAAUUGUGAAGUGAUAGCGAAUUGGCAGUGUGGAGUUGUAUAAUAGGAAUUCUUAGUAUGUAAAAUAAAUAACAAUAAAAGCCAUUUGACCAUGGUGAAUCUAAAUAUGCUAUUUUGAAUAAAUGGAUCGAUGAAGACGAGCCUGUACUUAAUUAUAUAAAAUGUUGUAGCAUUUUAAAACAAUUGAUAAUAUGACUGCCAAGGGAGUUAAGAUAGUGAAACUAUAACCGCCAUAAACUGGAUAAGACACACUUGAUGAUGCUAGAUCCUAAAGAAGUCAAUCUUCAUCCAGAUUCUCCAGAAAUUCAAUUGCGAAGUUUUAAAAUUCUGUAAGCAAAAUGAAACUUAUAAAUAAAUUGGGUGGCUCUUCACAAUAGAUGACAACUCUCUAAUCUACUAUUCAAGAAGAAUACAAGCCUAACCUAAUUAAGAUGCCAGAGACUAAAAAGCCUCCAACUCCUGAUGCCAUUAUAGAAAGACUUCGUGAAUAGAGAGAAUAUUAAGAAUUGGACAAGUAGAAAGAAAAUGAAAGAAUGCGUAAAAUAAAAGAAGAGUAAAUUGAAUAAGAUGAGAAAAAGAAAGAACAGUUGAAAUAAUUAAAAAAUAAGUAGUACACGUAUGAUUAUGAUGGUUAAGUGGUGUUUCUUACAACAAAGUACAAACCUUUAGUAUAUAAUAGGCCCAUAGACUUACAGAUAAAUGAAAUUCUUUCACCAGAAACAAAAACUAAUCAACCUUAGAAAGUCAUGAGGGAAGUGAAUUCACAACCUGAAAUCAAACCCGUUAAGGAAGCAUUUGCAAAAGGAGAAGACGAAAAUAGAAAAUUGGAAAAGGCAGCUGCUGUUGAAUAUCCAAAAUAGCCUCCUUUAAUUGAAGCCAUGAAGGUUCUAUGAAUAGUUAUUACUAGUCUAAAUAAGGUACGAAUAUCAUCUUUGACAAUGGGUAUAUUAAAGAAGGAGGAGAAUACAAGAUUCCUGAUAGGAUGAGUAAGAGGGAUUAUCAAACAAUGGUGGAUGGUUUAUAAUAAAAAAAUAAAAAGUAGUAUGAUGACGCAGAAGAUGGAGUGGUUGAGGAAAUGGACACAUAUGAAUAGAAAAUAUAUGAUGCUAUUAAUCGUGAAGGAGAUAGGAAUAUCAAAAUAUCUAAUGAAUAACAUUUCAAAUGGAUGAUGGAAGAUGAAGAUAUCAAAAAGUCUUAUCGUUCAUCCUCAGCUGAAUCUGCUAAUGCAAAGAGCAUCUAUGAAAGCAAGAAAUAGUCCAAAAAACAUACUAAAGAAAAAGAGAAGACUAGUCCCAAGAAGCUAAAAUCCUAAUUUGAUAGGAUUAAUGCUUAUAAGAAUUGUAUUAUUUGGCUUAUCGUUUAGUUGAUGAUGUAAAAAAACCUCAAAAUCUUAAAGCGAGCAAGCUACACAAAGCUUUGAAUGAAUUUGACUCAAAGUUAUAGAGUCCAAAAUGGGGAUAUACUGAAGACAAAGAAAUUCCUUUACCAAAUUCAACAAUAUAUAAAUUAAAACAUAAAUCUGAAAGCUAGCCUAAAUUGCCUCUUUUAAAAUAAAAAGGAAGAAUUUGA
Messenger RNA from Paramecium octaurelia, 1679 nucleotides. NCBI's taxonomy places the organism in Eukaryota, Ciliophora, Oligohymenophorea, Peniculida, Parameciidae. The record is from the annotation of a GenBank genome assembly.